ACAUGGGGGUAUGUGGUGUUCGCGGAAGAUGAGUACCAUUGGUCAUCAACAGAGUGCGCCGCUACUACAGAGCCUAUUACGUCACUGCGUACCCCCACCUGCCAUUAUACUGCCCGUGCUGCUUCUGCCUACUGCUCCAUGCUAGGCAUUUGUUGUCGAAGAUAUCACGGUGUCGUCGUGUAGUGCGAAGGGGUUAGGACAAGCACCGAGGUUGAUAGCAUUAUCAGACCGAGGCAUCAAGCAGUCAACAUGGCCGAGGGAGUGGCAGCAGUUUCCGGGGCGAAGAGGCUGACACCUCCCCCUCAGCCGUUGACAUCAUCCGCGGAAGAGAACGUAAACAAAACGGCUACCGCCGAACAACUAUCGGGCCUUAGCUACAAGGAACUACAGAGUGUCGCAAUGGUGAUGAACAUUCCUGCAAACCUGAAGACUGCCCGCCUCCUGGAGGUGAUCGAGGCACGCAGGGCUGGCGACGAGGCGCGCGUGGAGCAGCUGCUGAGCGAGUACCGCGAGCAGCGCCGGCUGUCCCUGGCAGGCGGCAGCGCGGCCGGCAGGCCGGCCACCAGCGGCGCCCCUGGAACCAUCAAGCGCAGGCGCGUCCAGGGGGCAGCGCGCAUGCGUGACUUCUUCUAUCCCCAGCUGACAUCAACCUCAAGAACUGAUGGCACAGGAGUAUCGUGCAGUAGGCAAAGUGGACAGGAUUGUUCUUGGUCACCUGGCAGCCAUACACAUGCAGGGCUGCACACACAUGAGACUUCUCCAGAGGUCCAGCACCAGUAUCAACAGGGGCAACAGCAAAAGUUACAGCAGCAGCCGCAGCCACAGCAAGAGCAGCAGCAAUUACAACAGGACCAAUCCUUUUUGGAGGAUGAUGGUAUCAAUAAUUCAAAACCACAGACUGCAGAUAUAUCACAAGAUACUGAGCAUGAGACCAAGCACAGUAUAAUGCAAGCAAACAUAUGGUUUCCUCAACCAGUAGAAACAAAGAUGUCACCUGAUUCUGGUUUCAUGUCACCUUCACCAUUCAGUAGUGAUGAAGAAUCGGCAAACCACUAUUGGAAUGCGACUAUCAUGUCACCAGCACUACUGGGGCCAGUGUAUUCUCAAGCAAGAAUGCAGUCAUCUAUCUUCCAUCAACCUCUGCCGCCUUCUACACAAAUGCCACCUGAAGAACGAACAUACGUGAGGCCUUUGGAAAUGCUUUGGAAUCUUCACAAUGACAUGCAGACAGCUGGUGCAUCAGCAUUAACAUUUUCUAGCUACUGUUACAGAAGACCCAUCAGCUCAGUUGUGGUCAGUGCAGAUAGUGACAGAAAGCCUUUGUCACAGCCAUCUCUUCAUUUUCCAAUUGCUAACCAGCCACCACAAUCUCAGUGCUACAUAUCAACAGGAGGAAGUCAUAAAUUUGUUGAAUCGCCACCAAAUUUCCGACAAAAUGACCAGAUAUCCUAUCCACUGAUCUACAACUAUCUUGCUUCCACCGAAGAGCAGCUUUAUCAGAACCAUCUGCAUCAACUGAAUCAACAGUACCAGUCAUAUCAUUCACAACAAAAUCUUCAUGUGCAAUUACCUGUGGCUGAUGCUUCAACUCCGCCACCACCUCCACCGCCACUGCCACCACUCUCUGCCACUGGAGAGCAGCAGUGGAAUGUUCAAGGCCAUGAGAAAGUUGGUCAGUGGACACCGCCAGAUACUGCAAGUGCACCAUUAGAGCAAGAGAUGCCACAAUUAAUGGGUGACCUUACACUGGCACUUAUGAACACCGUUCCUUCAGAGCUACCAACAACAUCAAGUGAUACUAUUACGCCUCCUGCUGAGAAAUUGUCUGCAUCUCAACCUUCUUGCAUUCCUGCUGUUGCCACGUGUACCACACAAGCAGUGGAAGGUACAAAAGGAAAGAAUCGGGGGAGAACAGCUCCAUUGUCAGUAGCUAGUGGAGCAGAGGAUGCUAGAUCUACUUUUCAGGAAGAUUCGCUUCACUGUGUGAGCUGUCCACAGCAAGAAUGCAACUGGACUGGGAGGCUUCGUAGUUUAGCAUCUCAUCUUCGCCAAAGACACGCAGAGGCCAUCAUGUCAGCUACGGAGACAAGCCACACAGUGACUGUAGCUGAACUGCAAGCUCAGCAGCAUGUAUAUUUCCUACAGGAGGCUGGGCGCCGUCUUUUCAUUGUGGCAGCACAUUUCCAUGGAGUAAUCAUGUAUAUCACUGUACAGUCAAUUCCAUCUGGCCGCGCAGGUGUAGCCAGAGGAGCCUUAGAAGUUGUGGCCAGUGAUGGCAAACCUCGAUCGUGGAGGGGCAGAAUUAGAGGAUACCAUGAACCCUUAUCUUUGCUGUGGGCUCGCAAACACUGCCUCACUGUUGAUCCUGCUGCACUUGGAUCGUCAUCCUCCAUCACACUGUAUUGUUCAAUUUCACUUCAUGCCCCUAUGGUGUUGCCAGUUACACAUAAAAAUGUGGAACAAGAAGAAGAUGACACCUUCGCACAACAGCAGAAUCUCAAUAAGAAGCAACAAGAAACAGCAAAGGAAAGGAAAUAGCAACAACAAUAGCAAACUGACACUAUCCUAGGUGCUGGUUGCAUUUUGAAUUUUCUUGGUAUCUUUAUGCACGACUGCAGUCAUAAUCCUGGUGUACUGCAAUAUUAUUUUAUACUGGGUACCAGACAAGCAAAAUCACAGGAAGUUAUCCUGACACUGAAGUUCAUUAGCUCAUUUGUUGCAAACAGCUUAUUUCCUGAGGCUAAAGUGUCUCGUGAACAAAGAGAAUUAGUUCUCUUGUUUGAACGCAUCAGUCAUGUUAUAUUUUUGCUAACAAUUCCUUAACAGCAUAAUUUGUCAUGUAGUGUUUAUAUUGUCUCAUUUCAUUUACGAGUCUUUAAUCAUUGGUUGUUAUACUUGUGUAAUAGCUAAAAUUAUCUAAUAGUAGGUCUUGACAUAUAAUUAUGUCUUAUUAAUAACUAUAGAAAAGCCAUUUUGCAGUUAAUUAUAUAGCCAAUAUUUUUGGACAAAUAUUUACUAAACCUUUCAUUUUGUCUUACUCUUGAUGAAAAUUAUUACUUAUUUUUGAUAAUGGUUGUUUCGAGGUCCCAUUUUCAGACAGACAAGUGAACAGGAAAUAUUUCUUUGCAGUAGAAACAAAUAAAACACACAUACACUUUACUCAGAUAAUUAUUAAAUAUGAAAAUGUACCAGAUUUGUUCAUCUGGAUAUGUAAGAAUUCAGUCUUCCUUUAGUUUUUGUAGCCAUUUAUGAGCUCUGAUCGGUUGUGUUAUUUGCAUAAAUUUGCUUUUAGGGUAAAUAUACGAGUUUUCAUUUUCGUAAUUACUGUAUUUCAUUUAUUAAUGAAAUAAACUUGCAGAUCAUAAAAGAACAUACAAAAAAUCUCCCUGUUUUGACAAUGGUCAUCUUCAUGAUGCUGCAUUGUGUGGUUCUCAUUGAAUUUACAUCAUAUCCCAUUAAAGUGUGGAGUUGUUACGCUUUACACACACAAUUUUAAAAACUUUCUAUUAGAAUUUAUAUUUAUGUAGCAUGUUUUUUCACUGACAAUCUUUUAUAAAUUACAUUUAACUUACUAAUUG
Schistocerca gregaria is the source of this 3578-nucleotide messenger RNA. RefSeq lists its product as uncharacterized. The transcript is spliced from 10 exons. NCBI's taxonomy places the organism in Eukaryota, Metazoa, Arthropoda, Insecta, Orthoptera, Acrididae. The record is from RefSeq and is a predicted model, not a curated record. The coding region runs from base 250 to 2538 and encodes 762 amino acids.